Messenger RNA from Drosophila albomicans, 633 nucleotides. RefSeq lists its product as uncharacterized. The record is from RefSeq and is a predicted model, not a curated record. The transcript has 2 exons. NCBI's taxonomy places the organism in Eukaryota, Metazoa, Arthropoda, Insecta, Diptera, Drosophilidae. Bases 1 to 633 code for a protein of 210 amino acids.
AUGUUUAGAGUUUUACUUUCGCUGCUGCUGCUGGGCUUCUGUUCCUGCACUUUUGCUGGGUUCCUGCAUGCUCCCCCACCAGCUCCUGUUGCUGUACAGGCUGUUUACAGUGCGCCACCUGCUGUGGCGUAUGCUGCACCACCGCCUGCACCACAUGCGUAUGUGAAGUACGCUGCGCCCGCUCAUCAUGUCAGCACUUAUGCAGCGCCUUCUCCCGUUAUCAAGUAUACGCUGGGUGCGCCAGUCACCACCACAACUACAACUUAUACUGGUUUUGCUGCACCACCACCACCAGCAGCUGCUGUCAGCUAUGCUGCACCACCUCCACCCGCUGUUCACUACGCUGCACCACCACCAGCUGUUCAUUAUGCUGCACCACCUCCAGUUGUUCACUACUCAGCUGCCCCGCCAGCUGUUCACUAUGCAGCACCCCCACCUCCAGCUGUUCACUAUUCAGCUGCACCACAGCCAGCCACAUUUGUCACCAGAUUAGCUGCACCACCACCAGCACCUUACCCGUAUCACACCAAAUUCGCAGUGCAUGCCGCACCUCCAACUGCGAUUGCAACUUAUGCAGCACCAGUCGCUGCUGUGGAAGCUGAAGUUCCACUGCCAUGCGACACCACCUGGUAA